Messenger RNA from Rhinolophus ferrumequinum (greater horseshoe bat), 4067 nucleotides. RefSeq names its product DnaJ heat shock protein family (Hsp40) member B7 (gene DNAJB7). The record is from RefSeq and is a predicted model, not a curated record. NCBI's taxonomy places the organism in Eukaryota, Metazoa, Chordata, Mammalia, Chiroptera, Rhinolophidae. Gene Ontology annotation, biological process: protein refolding; positive regulation of proteasomal ubiquitin-dependent protein catabolic process. Gene Ontology annotation, molecular function: Hsp70 protein binding; ATPase activator activity. Gene Ontology annotation, cellular component: cytosol; endoplasmic reticulum membrane.
UACUUUGUCAUUAGCAUAUUCUAUUAAUUGCCUUUGUCUUUUGCUAUUGCAUAUUGCUAAAUAAAUUAGUCCCACUCUAGCAUGUGCUCCUCUUUCUUUUCCCUGCUCGUCAUUACACUAAUUUAGUUUGCCAGUCUACUACAAACUUUUGGAAGGCAGGGGUGAUUUGCUAUUUGACUUCAUCUCCCCAGUGAUUAGACUUGGGAUAUAGUUUGAAGGUCAAAAGCCAGUAAGUCUGGCUUCUGAUUAGAUGCAGGGAGUAAACAGGGAAAUUAAGGAUUCUUAGGUUUUGGGCUUCAACAAGUGGGUGGAUGGUAUUUAUAUCAUUAAAUGCAAUGGAAAAGAUUGAGAUAAUUAUUGGAUAUUCCAAUGGAGAGGUCAAAUAGGCAGUCUUAAGUUUAGAGGGGAAAAGUAUAAUGUUAGAUAUAUAAAUGAAGGUGUCAUAAGAAUAUAGAUGGUAUCUAAAGGCCUGGGACUGGAUAUUACCCAGGGAGAUGGUGUGGAUAAAGUCCAGGUACUGUACUAUUUUAGUGUGAGAAGGAAAAGCACAGGAGAAAGGAAGAAAACUAGAAGAAUGUGGUAUCUGGGAAGCUAGACAAGUGUUUCAAAAAUGGGGAAGUGCUCAGCUGCAUCAAGUGAAAUAUGCUAAUAUGAGGAGGCAAAAAGACAACUAGAUUUGGCACCGUGGAUGUCACUGGAGGCCCUGCCGAGAAUAAUUUUAGUAGAGUAUAGAAGAUAGCAGCCAAAAUGGGUGAAGAUUGUCAAAAGGUACAAAUGUCCAAUAAUGAGAUAAAUAAGUUCUGGGGAUGUAAUGUACAGCAUGGUGACUGUAUGUAGCAAUCUGUGUUGCAUAUUUGCAAGUGGCUAAAAGAGUAAAUCUUAAAAGUUCUUAUCAUGAGAAAAAAAUUUGUAAUUAUGUGAGGUGAUAGAUACAAACAACUGAUUUUGGUAAUCACUUCACAAUAUAUAUAUAUAUUAAAUCAUUAUGUCAUACACUUCAAACAUAUACAAUGUUAUAUGCCAAUUAUAUUGCAAUAAAACUGGAAAAAAGAAAAGCGAAAGAAGAUCAAAGCUAGAUUGGGAGGGUGCCAAGGAAAGAAUGGGAUGGAAGAAAGCACAGACGUCAAGUAGAGACAAUGAAUUUGAGAAAUUUUAUUGUGAAGGGAUCAGAGAAAAAUGGCACAGCAGCUGGAAGGGGCGAGGGAUCAAAGGAGGGGGAAUAAUGACAGAAGCAAAUCCUUGUGUUAUACUUUCACUCUAUUGAACUUAGAUUUUCGAUGUUUUUCCAACUAUAUGAAUUCCUUGAGAGCAGCAUUUUCUAUUUUCUAACUCCUCUUUGUAUCAUAGGUUCUCAAUACAUGUUUGUGAAAUGUCUAGAUCCUAAACUCUUAAGUUCUGGCCCAAGAAAUGAGAUAUAGUGGAAAGAGCAGAAUUUGGAAUCAGACAGACUCAAGUUUAAAUAUUAGAUUUUUUGCUAACAAGCUACGUAGCCUUAGAAAAAUUACUUUAUCUAACAUAAUAUUAAGAACAGGUCUUAUAUUAAUUUUUGCUCCAAAAGACGCAUUAGAGCUGAUUGUCUGGCUAGGUCUUAUUCUCGGGGAAACAGGGUACACCUCCCAGUCUGCUUCCCACAAUACUUGAAAUGAACGCUAACUUUAUUUGUAAUAGCUCAAAACUGGAAAAACCCCACAAUAUCUAAUCCACAUCGCAGCAGCCACUGUCCUGGGUCAUCACAUGGCUGACUCUGUCAUCAAGGUCUCAGCUCUAAUGUCGUCUCUUCAGAGGUCUUCUAAAACCAACCUAAGGUAGCUCUCUGCCCUCGUCACACUACUUUUUUUUGAGCACAUAUCACAUUAUCUCCAAUGAUUUUUAUUUAUUCUUUGUACUCCAUUAUAAUGUAAACACCAUGAAAACUGGCAUUUCUUUGUUCAAGACUGUUAUCUAUCACCAGUGGCUAAAACUGCCUUGCACAAAGCAGGCAUUCAAUAAUUAUAUAUUGGAGACACAAAUGCACAAUUUUCAAACUCUUUAAGUAUAUAUUUUAUAGUAGUAAACUUGAAGUGGGCAAAGAUACCGUCAUCCCAAAUGACUCAGCACAGGCACACAGAAAGCUUGUAUAGUUAGGGUACUUCUCCAGGAAGCCUUCCCUGACACCCCACUUCUGGGGUAGGUAUUUCUCAUGAUUGCAGUGCUCCCCCGAUCAUAGCCUUUAUUAUACUAUAAUUGAGUUACUUGUUUGUAUCUCCUACUGAACUGUAAGUCUCUUGACUAACACAAAUAUGUCAACUGUUGGAAUAUUUUGAAUCCUCAUCACGAAUUCUUCCUUUUUCCAAACCAAAACAUGGAAGAACUGGGAAGUAACUUAUUAAGGCUCAGUAACCUGGAGGUCAUACUAUGCAAAUGGCAUAAGGUGGCCAUCAACAACAGGUCCCACUGGUUUACAAGGUAUUUGUUGAGGCUGCCAGAGAAUACAGGGGAAACAGUCCAGAGGGUUCAGAAUGGUCUGGUAUGACUCUGGACCGGCUCCAUUUGGAAGAUCCGGUCCCUAGCCCAACCCUAGAACGACACCAUAAUGCAGCCCUCUCUGACAUAAGCUUGUAACUCUGCUUACCACACAACCAGGAUCCUAGGAUCUCUUAGCAGUGCUCCCCAGUAAUCACAUUGUCUCCAAUGUAAAAAUGCGCCUCUUUGCAGUCACUCUACCAUCACCAGCACAGCCUGAGCUGAGAGGAAGCUGUGGUUCUCACUACCCAGAGCACCCCUUUCCAACAAAACAUGGUGGGUUACUAUGAAGAUCUAGGAGUGCAGAGAUUUGGUUCAUGUGAGGACAUUAAAAAGGCUUAUCAUAAAGGAGCGCUUAAAUGGCACCCUGAUGAAAAUCCAGAAGAUAAAGAAGAGGCCGAGAGAAAAUUAGUAGCUGAGGCAUAUGAGGUAUUAUCAAAUGAUGAAAAACGGGACAUUUAUGAUAAAUGUGGCAAAGGAUUAAAUGGCAGAGAUGGAAGUAAUUUUGAUGAUUCUUUUGAGUAUGGCUUCACAUUCUGUAAGCCAGAUGAUGUCUUUAAAAAAUUUGGGGGUAAAAGGGACUCAUUUUCAUUUCAUUUAUUUGAAGACUCACUCGAGGACAUUUUAAAUAGUCCAAGAAAUCCUAUGAAAGCAGAAAAAAGAGGGGCAAGAUCCUUUUUCUCUACCUACAGUGACUAUCCUGCUUUUGAGAAAUUUUCUUCAUAUGAUACAAGAUAUACACCAUACAGUUCACUGGGCCAGGAGGGCCUUCAUUCCUUCUCUUCCUUGGCAUUUGAUGACAGUGGGAUGGCCAACUACAUAUCUUUUACAACUUCAGGUAAAAUUGUUAAUCGCAGAAAUACCAAUACAAACAGAAUUAUUGAGAAUGAUGGAGAAGUUGAAGAUGAUGGUGAGUUGAAGUCCUUCCUGAUAAAUGGUAUGGCAGAUGAAGAGGACUCUGCAGAAGAACGCAGUUGGAGAAGACAGUCAUUCAACAAUUAUUCACCAAAGUCCUACAGCCCUAAACACGUAUCUGAAUAUACUUUUGUGGACAAUGAUGAGCCAGCUGGGUCACCAGCAACAGGGAUCCCUCUAUUUUCUCAGAAGGAUCAAAGAAGGUGGUAAAAGAGGAGAAAAAAGAAACAUAAAGAGGUGUAUAAGAAGUCAACCAAAAGGAAUCGUUAAAUUGACUUUUCAAACACAUUAUGUUCACGUAACAUUUGAACGUGACUCUUUGUGUUUUGGUUAAUCACAGCUGUGCGGAUAACGUGUUUAUGACUAUAUACUAAGAUUAUGUUUUUAACAUGUUUAGCAGGAUUGUGGACAUCUGGUCAGUGGUUGUAUGGAUUAGGUAUGUCAGAAAAAGAUGAGUUUGUGGUGACGGUGAUGUUAAGAAUUUGGAAAACGGCAAAGAUCGUUUUACUUUUGUUUUUGAGCUAAAUAUUUACGUAACAUAGGUUUUUUAGUAGCAUUUAUGAUCUAUUUCAUUCUUUUUCUCUAAUUAAAACUACUAUACAAACUUCUGAAAUAUGUAUAGCCUUAGGAACUAAAAAUAUAUUAAGAUA